AUGUCUUCGUCCGACCCAGCUGCAUCUACUACUGCCGCCGACAAUGCGCCUCCCCGUGCGGAACUGGAUACCACCAAACUCCAUGCGCUGCCCUCGGAACAGCAAGACCUGUACCUGCUCACCUUCACUUCGGAGCUUGUCCAGCACAUCUCCGCCCUAGAUCGGACUCAGGUCUCGGCUCAGCAGAAGUUCCUCAAGAAGGAGCUAUUCAAGAUCCUGACGCUCUCCUCGCCUACGAUCACGCGCGUCAUUCGCAACAAUCUCGGCCGAUGUUUCGGAGCCAUAUUCAGCAAAGGCGAUCGCGGGAUAUUGUUUGAAACGGUUACGGAGCUACUGGCGGCCUUAAAUGCUGGGAAAAGUGAAGCGGAAUUGAAGACCAAGUUCGCCGCUGUCCAUUGUCUGGGGGAGGUCUUCGCUGUCGCAGGUGAAAGUGUCUUCGCGCAGUCUGGCGUGGUGAUUUUCAGCUUGCUUAAGUUGUUGAAGAAUUCCAGUAACCAUACGGGUCUACGGGGUACGGUCUUUGCGGUCCUGCGCAAGGUGGUUGUCGGAGCCGGGGUUCCUGUGGACGAAGGUACCGCUCGAGACAUUUGGAAACAGGCUCGGAAUGCGGCGACGGGAGACAAGUCGACGUUCGUUCAGGUGCACGCUUGCCGGGUCCUUGAGCAGUUGGUCAAUACGACGCCAUUCUUCGACAAUGCGAACGAUUUCGAGAACCUGAAAGCGGUGGUUUGGAAGGUCUUUGAUAGUCCUGUGGCCCCGGUCAGACAUGCCGCCGCCGCUUGUCUUGCUCGAGCGCUAGCCAAGCUGCACGCUACCGACUCGCGCAUAAUGGCAGCACCGAAACCAAAGAAAUCGAAGAGGAUGUCCAAGAAACCCGCACCGAAGCCUGGUGAGGACGAGGAAGAGGCUGAGGUCUCGGAGGCCUCCGCACCGAAGAAAUCGGAGGCCCGGUUGUUCUUCUUAUUACCUGAUCUCCUUCGUCAGCUGUCAAGCCAAUACCUGCGGAGCACAACUACCAAUCGUUCGCGGGCGGCCAUUGCGGUGUGCUACAAACACGUCCUUCGUAUACUCGGAGAGAAGCUUAUCGAAGAGCGUUAUGGCGAGAUCGCAAACCAUUUUUGUUUCGAGCUUCUCAACCAUCCCACAGUCACGUACAACAGGUUCAGGCUGCUUAUGACUAGGAAGUUUGUGAAGAGCAUCUUGGAAGACACAGUUGGCCGCGAAUCGCUGCGCGAAAACAGUCAAUCGAAUGCUGCUAAGUGGUUGAUCAACGAAAUCAUCAAGGACUACCCACAAGUCAUCCAGGAGCGCCGUGAGCCUAGCAAGUACACACUGACUAGCGCCCUCAGUGCCUUGUCCUCUUUGAUUACUUGCCUCGGCUCUGCCUUUGGAAGUUUGGCCGAGCAAUGCCAUGAAGCCUUACUCCAGGUUCUCCCUCACCCUAGUUAUACCGUUCAGAUCCAUGCCGCGCAAUGCCUACGCAGCUUCGUCCUUGCUUGCCCUCACCAGCUUUUGUCAUGCGUUACGAUCUGCCUCAACAGCCUCAACAGGGAGGUUGGUCAACUCUCCACCCCUCGGCAGGCCCCUCGCCGCUGUGUUGGCUAUGCGAAUGGCCUAUCGGCAAUGCUGAGUACAUCUCGUUUGCAACCGCUUUAUGGAUCCGUCGAUGUGUUCUCCCGUGUGUUUACUCAGGCCACCGACCUCCUGAAAACGAGCAGCAACUCCGAACUACGUGCCGCAAGUACGCAAAUCCAGGUGGCCUGGAUCUUGAUCGGAGGACUGAUGCCGCUUGGUCCGAGUUUCGUGAAGAUUCACUUGUCACAGUUGAUGCUGCUCUGGAAGAAUGCCCUUCCCAAGCAUCUCGGCAAGGAGAACUUUGCCCAGCGUGGGACUCUGGAAAUGAGCUUCCUCGCACACGUUAGAGAAUGUGCUUUGGGCUCACUGUUAGUGUUUAUGGAGUUCAAUAGCAAAUUGAUUACGGCGGACGGCGCGAGGAGAAUAGCUGCCAUGCUAGAAAACACUGUCACCUUCCUCCAUGACAUGCCUCGUCAGAAGUCUGUAAAUGAUAUUUCUCAGCGUUUGCACCCAUCAUUGCAGCUUCAUGACAUUGAGACAAUGGUUCGACGGCGCGUGCUCGAGUGCUUUUCCAAGCUUCUCCAUGUCCACCCGCUGAGCCAUGCCGACGUGAUCUCUCAGACCAGUCUUCUGAGCCUCGCCAUUUCUUCAUUUGCGGACCCCGACGCCACUCAAACUGCUCAUAUCGAGAGUUCUAUUGCGGCAUCCACCGCCCAAUUCGAAUCUUUGUGGGAUCUGUGCGAUAACUUUGGCUUUGGUGUGUCAGGCCUGGCCAGGGAGUAUGUCCGCGUGAGCCUUACUGGAAAAGAUGAGAAUGACAAUGGUCCUGCUUGGUCUGCCGUAGACUCUGCAGACCAAGCUAUCGAUGAUGCUUUGACCUUCCCCAUUUGUCAAGCAAGCGAACACGACUCGCUAUUGCUAUAUUCGCCUGGUAAAAAUGGAUGCGACUUUGCUGACCCGCAUUCUACCGGAGUUGUCAACGCAGCCGUCGAGCUUUUUGCCGUUGCUAUACCACUCCAUGCCCCUCGGGUGCAGGAGAGCAGUAUCGAGCAAAUCGCCACUUUCCUCUCAUCUCCCAGUCUGCAGCGUAACCUUGGUCGUAAAGCCGCUAUGAUCGUAAACAUCGCGGUGGCAUUGCUUCAUGCUCUGAAGGCUGCUGCCAGAGAUACCGGGUCUGCUGGGAAACUCAACCCCGCGACUGACAAAGUCUUGCAGGAGCUGCUACAGAAAUUCGUUACCGACCCCGACUCAAUUGUUCGGACGAUUGGUGUCGAAGCUUUCGGAAGACUCUGCGAUAGCUCUGGAAAUACGUUCACUAGCACCCAAAUUAACUGGCUUGUCGAUACAAUCGUUGAAAACCGAGAGCCUAACACUCGUGCCGGGUGUGCCGCUGCGUUGGGUUGUAUCCACUCCCAGGUUGGUGGUAUGGCAGCCGGACUGCAUUUGAAGACCAUCGUUGGCGUAUUGAUGUCGCUGUGCAAUGACCCUCACCCUGUGGUCCAUUUCUGGGCACUCGGAGGCCUGGAAAGAGUUGCCAACUCCGCCGGAUUGACCUUCUCGCCCUUCGUCUCUAGUUCCCUCGGCAUGCUUGCCCAGCUCUACAAUGCGGAUACCCACAACGAGGAGUCAGCGACAUUGGCAACUUCUAAUAUCGAAAUCUCAUUCCUCACGCCUGUGCUGAUUAGCCGUUGUGUUGAUUCUAUGAUCAACGUCUUGGGGCCUGACCUCCAGGAUAUUGCAAAGACGCGCAAUCUCAUCCUCACUCUUCUUCGCCAAUUCCAAUUAGAGGACAACCCGGCUCUGGUCACCGAGAGCUCCAAAUGUCUAGACCACCUGUCAUUGUAUGCACCGGGAUAUGUAGACUUUCCUGGCUACGUCAACCGGUUGCAGAGCGAGCUGUCCUCUAACAACCCCCUGAUGAGAGACGUGGCAAUUCGAGCAUUGAGCAACCUCAUGAAGCGUGAUGCGGUGUCGGUCAUUAAGACAGCUUCGCCUACCCUCGAGGAGGAAAUCUGGCUUGCUUUUGACGAUACGCCCGACAACUCGAUACUUAGAAACAUGAUCCAAGAUUGGUUGCAACAGACUGCUCUUGUAGAGACCGAGCUAUGGAUCCAGCGUUGCCACAAUACGUUGACGACGACUCGUCUUAAAUUGGACGACAUCCCAGCGACGUCUACUAUCAAAACCGCUGUCAACGACGUGCCUGACGAUGAGGUUGCAGGAUUUGCCUCUGCUAUUGCUGGAGCAGGACAACAUGACAAUGCGAAUGACACCGUGGCUGGCCAGGAACUUCUGAAGUGGCAGACUCGCAACUUCGUCAUGGGCUGUCUCAGCGAACUCCUGGACACGAUCAAUGCCGCAAUCCUUCCGGACCAGACAAUCCCGGCCGAGCUCGCGCUGCAGCAAAACGUUGGGGACAUCGUUCGCAUGGCCUUCUCGGCGUCCACAGCGAGCGUGAUCGAACUGCGCGUCUGGGGCCUGAAGAUCCUCGAUCAAGUUCUCAGGAUGUUUGGUAAAACUCCUGACCCAGACUUUGCCGAAGCAUCUCUCCUCGAGCAAUAUCAGGCUCAAAUUGGCUCGGCUCUCACCCCAGCAUUUGCUGUGGAUUCAUCGCCGGAGCUUGCAUCGGAAGCAAUCAAUGUUUCUGCCACUUUUAUUGCCACCGGCAUAGUGACCAAUGUAGAUCGGAUGGGCCGAAUUCUCAAACUCUUGGUGCUUGGUCUUGAGAACUUCUCGAAAAAUCCCGAUACCACUGAGAUAGGAGACCUGAAGGGCCUGAACUCUAACGCGAGAGUCAUGGUCAAGAUGGCCUUGUUCUCCGCUUGGGCUCGGCUACAAAUCGCCAGUAUUGACCAGGAAUAUCUGAAUGAGGUCGUUCAGCCAUACCUUGUGAAACUUACCCCGUUGUGGCUUUCGUCCCUUCAAGAAUACGCACGGCUGCGCUUUGAGCCAGAUAUCUCCGGGAGCUUGGGUACUGGUCCCUUGAGCAACAAUCUGGAUGAGGUUUACGCUGCGUUGAACCGAGAGACUCUCUUGAAGUUCUACCAAGAUACUUGGCUGAGCCUUGUUGAUGCCAUUGCCGGUCUGGUGGAGAAAGACAUUGACUUUGUCUUCGACGCGCUGGAUGGGAAAUCUCAACCCGCGGAGCCCGAAAAACACGAAGAGGAUGAACAGCACACACCCAAGGAAGAAGCCGGAGGAAAAGGCCAUGAUAUCAAUUAUCGGGAUGAACCGGUCGCAUUCUUCUUCGUCCUUUUCGGUCUGGCCUUUGAAGCUCUGGUUGACCAAUCUACGACGCCACCCCAGAGACUGGAAAUUCUACAGGCUCUCAAGAGGAUUCUGCGGCCUAUCAUCUCCGGAAAUGCAAUCUACCAAGACGCCAUCUUCUCAGAGACCAUGGAUUCGCUCGACCGUCUCGUGCUGACCGAGGGGUUCCCCAUUCAAAACGUGAUUGUUGAGAUUGCACGAAAUCUGUCUCUCGACCACCCCUCUGCGAAGGGCAGCGAAAACCGAACCGAUCAUCUCUCUGAUGACAUUGAGCAGCUCUUUGAGCUGACGAGAAGCAUCAUCCUUGUGCUGGCCGGGCUCUUGCCCAACCUUCGCGAAAACUCGCCGCUUGCACGAUUCAACGUAGGAUCGGACGACUCGCUGUCCCUUAUCCGGCUCUCCUUGUCAUCGCUGGUCAACGUGGCAUCCAUUUUCCCCUCGAUCAUCCGCAAUGACCUCAACGCAUGUAUCCUCCACAUCUUCAGCACCAUUCUUGCCACAGGACUUUGUCAAGCCCAGGUCGUGCCUCAAGCUCUUCCGAUCUUCAAACAUUUCAUUGCCGGCAUCAGCAGCAGCAACCGAAACUCCGACAACCUCAGCGUCAUCUCCCGUCAGAUGCGCGGCUGCCUCACCCGGUUCCUUACCACUCUCACCAUCGCCCAGCGCCGCGAAUCUGAGUCCUCGAUGCCCUGCGCAAAGAACACCCUCCUGGCGAUCACGAUCCUCUUAACAACCGGAAGCCACGUGAUCCCGCCUCAGGACCCUGUCAUCAUCCAAAUCCUGGACGAAUUCCUCGACUGCCUCCAAGACGUUGGUCUCGCCAACGUCGCCGCCGGCUGCCUCCGUUCCAUCCUCCUCACCCCCACCCCGAGAUCGCCCACUGACGACCUUGUGGCCCGCUACCUCUUCCCCAAGCUCAUCAGCUUCCUCGUCGGCUGCCCAACCUCCUUGGGCGAAAUCCCUAAUGACCCCGAGAAUUCGCGGGCCGUCAUCGCGCGUACUCUCGUCUCCUACGUCGGCACGGCCGCUGACGUCCCAACCGCCCUGUCCCUCAUGAUGUCCACCCUCCUUGCGCGCGCCCGACGCGAAGGAACACCCAUCUACAAAGAAUCCGCUGUCCUGCUCCUCGACCUCGCCAAGACCAAUCAGGCCGUGUUCCGCGCCCUCGUGGCCACCAUGCAGCCGGAGCAGAAGUCCCUUCUUGAGGAGAUUCUUCGCAGCGUGGAGACUGACGCCGGUGCUACGAAGAGCGCGAGAGACAGCGCGCAGGCGGGUGGACAGCAGGCUAUGCCUAGUAUUGCGUUGAGGAUGGAUUUUUAG
Aspergillus affinis is the source of this 6162-nucleotide messenger RNA. Its product is annotated as AP-1 complex accessory protein LAA1. Bases 1 to 6162 code for a protein of 2053 amino acids. The record is from RefSeq and is a predicted model, not a curated record. NCBI's taxonomy places the organism in Eukaryota, Fungi, Ascomycota, Eurotiomycetes, Eurotiales, Aspergillaceae. The transcript has 5 exons. Gene Ontology annotation, biological process: endocytosis; intracellular protein localization; retrograde transport, endosome to Golgi. Gene Ontology annotation, cellular component: membrane; endocytic vesicle; Golgi apparatus.